Molecule: messenger RNA, 7745 nt
Organism: Struthio camelus australis
Lineage: Eukaryota; Metazoa; Chordata; Aves; Struthioniformes; Struthionidae
Source: RefSeq, a predicted model, not a curated record
CUAGUGGAGCGGGAAAAUGUACAGAAGAGGACCUUUACCAGAUGGAUAAACCUACAUUUGGGAAAGUACAAGCCUCCUCUGAAAGUGAAAGAUUUAUUUGUUGAUAUACAAGAUGGCAAAAUCUUGAUGGCUUUACUGGAAGUCCUGUCAGGACAAAAGCUGAUGCAUGAAUACAAAUCUUCAACCCAUCGCAUUUUUCGUUUGAACAACAUAGCCAAAGCACUUAAGUUCUUGGAAGACAGUAAUGUAAAACUUGUUAGCAUCGAUGCAGCAGAAAUAGCAGAUGGAAACUCCUCUCUGGUACUUGGACUAAUAUGGAAUAUAAUCUUGUUUUUUCAGAUUAAAGAACUCACAGGGAACCUCAACAGGAACUCGUCCUCUUCCAGCCUGUCGUCUGGGCCCAGCGGGCCGGAGUCGGACACGUCUCACCCAAGCACUCCAAAUGUAGAGAGAAACAUGUCUGUUACAGUGAAGGAUCAGCGAAAAGCCAUCAGAGCCCUUUUAACCUGGGUUCAGAGGAAAACCAGAAAAUACGGUGUUGCAGUUCAGGACUUUGCCAGCAGCUGGAGGAGUGGCCUCGCUUUCUUAGCUGUCAUAAAAGCAAUUGACUCUACUUUGGUAGACAUGAAGCAAGCACUAGAGAAAUCGGCUCGGGAAAACCUGGAGGAUGCUUUCAGCAUAGCGCAAAAUAAGCUUGGUGUUCCUAGGCUCCUAGAGCCAGAAGAUAUAAUGGUGGAAUCACCUGAUGAACAAUCCAUUGUGACGUAUGUGGCGCAAUUUCUGGAACACUUCCCAGAGCUGGAAGGGGAAGACUUCACAGAUCCUGACAAGGAGUUUCCAAUUGAGUCUACAUAUGUCCGCAUCAAAGACACUCCUUCAGAACAGGAGGGCAAAAUCUUGAUUUUAAGUGAAAGUGAAGACAAUAUGUAUACUGUUAACCAUGAAAGGAGUCAUCCUGCUCCUCCAAAGGUUCAUAUUCAUGAUACCCCAGAGAGAAUCCAGUCAGAAACUGUUCCUGAAAAAUGUAAUGGCAAAGCAUUAGGCGAUUCACAGGAAACCUUUGAAGAGGAGCCGAAGAGGCCUACCUCUCUGAAAAUUACAGGAUCUGUUAGUUUUGAAUCCAGUUCCUCUUGGGAAGUUCUUAGUGAUAAAUUGAUCCCAAGUGAAGGGGGCAUAUAUGAUUGUCCACUGAAACAGAAUAAUGACCUUUCUCCAGCUGUUCUGACAGAUCAGAAAAAUUCUGUAGACUCUUUUGAAGACUACUCUGAAGAACUAACUAGAGAGACCUCUACUGAAUAUGACAAUGAAACUAAAAGCCUAUCAGCCAAUACUUCUUCGAGUCCGUCGUCUUGGACUUCAGGUAUACUUACAGAUGAAUCCAUAAAUAAAGCAGAAGAGACCAAACCCCAAGCUUCAACUUUUUUACCAGAAAAUACCUCAAAACAAGAAGAUAUGCAUAAAUAUGUUCUUCAUCUUCUAAAUGAGGAGAUAUUGAAACUUCCAGAAAAUGAACAUGCAAAGCAAUCACCUGUCUUUGAGACAACAGAAACUAACCAUUGUUUAGUGAAUAAUUCUAAUCUCGAAAGCCAAGACCUAUCUACACUGCAGGAAACAGCUGAUGACUCUCCCUCAGAUGUACCUAAAAAUCCAGAGGACCUGGAUAGCUGUGAUGAAGCUGAGUCUUCAGCUGAAGUGUUACCCAGUUCUUCAAAAGUAUCUGUAAUACCCCAUGAUCUCUUUUACUAUCCACAUUAUAAUGUCCCAAUAUCAGCAGUUUUGGAUGCUUAUGUUGAGCCUUGUCUUGAGGAUUAUGAUACUAGAAAUGACAAAUCUUACUCUGAAUCAGUAACAGAUGUUUUACAUGAGAAGAGGAUCCCAGCACAGAACUACAGUGAUGAUUCUGCAGAGGCAGGUUUAGGGAAUAAGCUAGGUGUCCCUCCAUCAGAAAUGAGUACUGAGAACCUAGAGGAGGGAAAAAUGGAUGCUAACAGAGACAUGAAUUCUUCGCAUGAAAAAGAAGUGGGUUUACUAAAAGGAAAAGAGAGAGAAAUUGAAAAAGAUGGCAAAAAAGUCACCAGCCCUCAAAAUUCCACUAUUGCCCAACAUCCUGAGGCUGCAGUAGACCAUCUAGAUGAUUUAUCGACAGCUGUGAAGACGUCAGAAAAAAGUAGUAAAAGGAAGGAAAAAAGAAAAAAUGUGAUCAAAGACUUACAGAUUUCAAAAAUUGGGGCUAGUACUCUGUCACUUGAUAAACUGGAAGAAAUUGCUGAUUGUCAGGAAUUUACCAGAACUAGUUAUAGUGAUUCCAGCAUUUAUCUCCGAAAAAGGUUUCCUAAUACUUCUGAGAAGACUGACAUGGUGGAUGUCCAGGAAACCUCUGGUGAAAAUGAGCAGAAGAUGACAAAUGUGGGUGAAAAGCUCAUAAUCAUCAGGAAGAAAAAGGACUUGGAAGCAAGUGAGACUCCAGCACCGACUCAGCAGAGUCUGAGUGUUGAACAACGAGAGCUGUUCUACUUCAUUGUUUUCCUCUGGGCGCUGGUCUACUGCCUUUUACUUCUUCCACAACUUGCCAGCAACAGACUUUGAUCUCUGUGAGUAACAAAGUGGUGUGGAGAAGUGUGAAGAACAUACGUUCUAGCUGCUUCUUGGAAGAUUAUGGGGGAAUCCUUAAUCCAGACUCUUCUGUAGAAAAUACCUGAAGAAGUACUUUUUUUGUAUGUUAUUGAUGGUGGCCAUCUUUGAAAAGGUGUUAAAAUGAUUAAGCUUUUUGAUCAGGAACAGAUGCCGGUAUUUUGUUUUUUAUUUUUUUACAAAGGUACCUCCCCACUUCUGAGGCCACAUCUGCUUCCUUUUCCUUUGCGUCUUUCACUUACCAGAUCAUACAAAGAUUUCUUUCUUUUGAAGAUAUGAAAAGUAAUAGGCUACCUAAUUUGUUCAGGCAAUGUUGAAGCACAAGUCCAUGGUAAGAGGAUUAGAAAUAUCAUUUAGGUGCCCAAAACAAUAAAGGCGGAAAUGACAGAUGUAAAACUUAAUACAGAGGAAUGUUGACAGCCUCUGUUUACUGUCUAGUACAACUGAAGAAACUUCUGUGACUUGUCCACAGACACAGUUGUGCCACUUAGGCAUCUUUUAAUUUUUAUUCAGAUCAGUGAUCACUUUAGGAUAUUAUACUUAAGCAUUUUAGCCAGAGAAGGAGAGAGAAAUCUUCAAAUUCAGUUUGAUAGCAAUAACUUUCGCCCUUGUGCCACUCUUCAUAGGCUCCCUUGAUUUAUGACAACUUUUUCUGAGCCUUGGUGUCCUAUUCUCUGGUUCUUGCAAGUCUGUUGGUCUUCAAGAGGAAGUAUCUGGAGCUGGAUUACAGCCUCUUCAUAGAACAUUAAAGCUACCACAGUUAAAUCAAGUAAAAGAAUCUCCUUCCGUCUUCUUUCCUUUCUCCUAAGCAUAUUAUUGUAACGAGGAGGUCUUUGGAUAUCUCAUCUAAACAAAAAACUGACGUCCAUACAGAGUAGAAAAGUGAAUGGCAAUGCAUGGAUGCUGGCAGUUUCAUUACACAAUAUUUUCUUCCAACAAAGAAGGAAGAGGAAGCCCAGGCUUUUCUUUCUUCCCUCCCAUUGACGAACAGUGACUGAAGCAGUGAAACGAGCAGUUUAAACGUCAAACAGCAUGCAGCAAUUGCCUUGAUCAUCUCACUCAAUGUUUAAACUGAAGUGUCCUUUCCCAUGAAGAGACGGAGAUCGUUUCUUCUGUGAAAAACAGACGAAAAUAAUUCUAGAUAAGUCCAGUAUACUUGGCAUUUAGCUGCCUUCUAUAUUUGAGGGUUUUUUGUUUGGCUGGUUGGUUUUUUGCUCUAACAGAACCAGUCUACCUUACUCAGCCAUGCCAUGAGUAAGAGGAUCCAGAGUAAAGCAAUAAAAGUGAUUAUACUGGUAUAGUCAGCUGUGGAUGAAAAGAUAGCGAACUGCUUAGGAGUUUUGCCAUUAGCUGGAACUGCACAAUGACACCUGCAUAAGCAGCAGCUCUCCCCACUUAACAAGAUGUGCACUUUGAGUUUUAAGCCUGCAUCUAUUCGAAUUAGCGGUUCUUCCACAGUGCAAGUUCCUAUCUCCCAUCCCAAAUGCCCUAUUCUGAAAACAUAGUGCUUGAUAUUGGACUUUGUGUGCCUUUCUCAGCUUGGAGUCUAAGAUCCUGAUUGUGAAACACUCACUGUGGCAAAACCUUUUGUUUUUAACUUGCUUGCUAGAGGAGUGUCUUCAGGUAUCUGAGGUUUUAAAGGCUGGUGGUCAGUUUGAGUGGUCAUGUAUCCAUCUUCCACCAGGAUUGUGCCCUGUCUGAAUAAGGAAAGUUCUUCUGAAUAAAGGCCUCAUUUUCUGAUAAGUGCUGAGCUUGAACUGACCUCAUUUGAUAUUUUGAUUUAGAAGCAGAAUUCAGAUAUGUAAGGGUGCUGAUCUGUUAAAUCCCUUUCUAAAACCAGUUCUUGUUAAGCAAACACAGGUAGCAGAGCACUGUGAAGUGUAAGUGUUGGGAAGUGCUUGAGGAUCUCUAGAUAAAAGGUGUUUGAUAUUCACAAAAGCACCGUUAAAGAGUAUGAGACAACUAUAUUAGGCUGGUUCAAUGUUAUUCUAGUACUGUAACUUAACUGCAACGUGUUUUAUUGCAAUUUUAUAGCAAGUGCAAGAAAAGGAAUACUAUUCAAGAUGGAAAACCCCUAAACAUGUAUGGGGCACAUGCUUAUAGAGUGGAAGAACUGAAUUAAACAGUCACAAAUUACAAACUGAAACGAAUGUAGCCUUUGCCAAAUUGAAGGAAAUGAUCAAGAUGAGGAUAGGGCAAGUACAAACUACAGUAAAAAAUGACAAUCACUUUUCAAUGCCGUGAAUAUUUUUGAUGGAUUGAGCUCUAAAAUGUAUUUUUAUUGAGUUUCUAGAUUGUAAUGAAUGUGUCUACAGAAUUUUAUGCAAAGCUUCAGAGUUCGGCUGUUUUAAAAAGAGAUUUUUUUAUAUAGCAGUGAUUAUUUUAUCUAUAUAUUUAAUAGAACUGUAAAACCAUUUUAAAAGUACCUGUAAAAUUCUAUGUAUGUGAUAUGCUUAUUUAUUAAUUAUGAAUAAUGAAUAUAAACAUUAAGCUAUGCCUCAGUUGCAUCAUCCUUUUGGAAACUGGAAAUAGGAGAUUUCUUAAUGAUCAGCACACUAGAAAAAUAUGGGAAAGGAUCAAGUACAGUUGCGUGAUUCUUAAUGCUGCAUAGUAACAUAUCAUUUUAUGAUGUUAACUUUCAACUACAGUUGCAAAACAUACUGAGUGAUUAAGCUAUUUUUUUCCCUUAAAUUCACUUCCUAAGGCUGAAAUUUCUACAUGUUGAUAUUUGGUAUCUAAACACAUUUAAAUCCUCUGCAACUUCUCAUGACUGUCUGUUUAUUCUAGCUCAGUGUGAUUGACUUCUUUAUCCAAGUAGUGUCCCAUUGAGUUUACUAGAGUUUUCUGCACUGAUCCCCAUAGGAUCAGAGCUUGAGACGAUGUGUUGAGCCAGUGUAGAUGCUCUCAUACUCAACCAUCCAGCAAGAUAAUAGUUAUAAGAUGAUAGUGCAUUAUGACUUAUGCUAGCUUUAAGUACUUGGAGUCCCUUCUUCCCAAACGCAGACUUGAAUGCAUCCAGUGAUGUGUUCCGUUCCUUGACUUCUGUGGAAGUCAAUGAUGUGACCCAUCUGUGUGCUACGCACACACUACAGGAGCUGGCCCUGCGGUGAUUUAAAUCAGCUUUAAACACGUAGGCCAGGAAGUAGCUGAAGCCUAUGUAUUGCCAUAGAGCUAGAUCCCAACAAUUACAACCUACACAAACAGUGCCACUGACUUCAGUUAAUCCCUUUCUAUGGAUAGGAUUUGCUUGCAUAAUUUCUGUAGGAUCAAGCCCUUAUUCUUUCUAGCAAGUUAAUAUGUGCUUCCAUGUUUCAUUAAGAGAGCAACGGGGGGAAUGAAUGAUUGGAAUACAAUAGUAAGAUCACUGCUUGGAAUACGGCUGUGAAACCUUUCCAGUUGAAGGCUCUUACCCUGAUAAUAGGUUGCCCACUUUGUUUUUAAUUGGGCUAAUAAACAGUGAAACUGAAUGGAGGACCUCCCCUUCCCAACUCCGCCAAGUUUUUGUAUUUCCAUGUUGUGCAGUUAUAGUCAGGUAAAUAACAUCAAAUUCGUCCCCUCUGCAUACCACUGAUAAUGCUAAUUUAAAGCUGCCCAGCUUACAGUUUUUAAUGUUCCAGUUUUGCAUAGAAACAGGAAUUGUAUUAGAGGUUUUUUUUUUUUUUUCUCCAAAAGCACAAAAUUGCUGAAGCUAUUUAGGCAAGAGGUUAGGAUUUAUAUACACCUUCAAACAAUAGGGAAAAGGCGUAUUCUGAAGAGGAUAGCUUCCUUCCUCUGUCCAUCUCUUGACACACAACUCUAUAGCCCACAGAGGGCUGAUGAUCUCCCUUAAGUGAGAAUUAAAGGACUGUCAUUUAACCCUUUUAUUCUCAAGUGCGAUGUCUGUUUCGAGGUCAUCAUAACUGAAAUUGUGGAAUAUCAAAUUAUUUCUUUCUUCCUCUGAAUGUGAGAUAUGGAAAACUUCCUUUCACCUCAGUGGCAUUUUUGAAGACUCCUUUCCAGGCAGCUGCUACUGCUGAUAAUGGAAAAUGAGAACUGUGUCAUUUUCUCACCAGCAGGGGAAUGUCUAAGUUUAUGUGUCUGGAACAUAAAAUUGGACCCUGGGUGAUUAAUAUACUUUUUUCUUUAUGAUAAGGUUAGAAGGGGCAAUAACAAUAAUUAACUUUACCUCUGUGAGAACUACUGAAACAUAACAUUCCAAAAAAGGUUAGUUUCUGGCCUUCACUACUGUGUUCAGGUCAUGUAGUAUUUUAUUCCCAAAGUAGCUUCAUUGCUUUCACUGGGCAUUCCAGGAACCUCACUGAUACAUGGAAUAUAUUUGCUCUGUGUCCAAACAACAAUUCAUAAAUGGGGUCCUGAUCCAUGGUUAUUAUUAGACUAUAGCAAAUAAUCAUGUAUUUAGUUAGAAACGACUAGUCUGACCUUAAGUAAAGUAACUUUUAAAUUAUGUGCUGCACAUUUUUUGAGAAUAAUGAAGUCACCAUUUUUUAAUACUCAAUAACUUACAUAAAUAUCUCUAUAUCUGUUGUAAUCAGAUAAAUUCAACUUCUGCUCUUAUCUUGAAUAAAACUUAUCUUAGUUGGCAUACCCCUUCAUGAUACUGUAUUCUUCUGUGUAAAUGCUGAAGAAACUGUUUCACCCUUCUUGCUAAUGUUCUGCAGUUAAAAUUUAACUUGUAAAGUGCUUGUGUGCUACAGAGUUAAUGAGGGACUGUUACGGUGAAGAAAUCAUUUGUAAGUAAGGAAUGUACUAUUUAAAAUACAUGCUUCUCUUUGACAAGUGGUCAGGAAUGAUGGUUAUUUAAAUGAGAUAAAAUGCUAGGAGGAUUUGAGUGCUAUCAGAAGACAUACUGAAGAAGGCAGAUUUUUGAGUACUUUGAAAUACAUUUCUUCUGUAUGCUCUCAAUCAGAGGUAUGUAUUGAAUGUUUGCACUUGUUGCUCAAAGCUAAUUUUUGUGAGAACGAAAUGUAUACUUGUGUAUAGCUGGUAUAAUAGAAAACAAAUUGUUUUUAGAAAUUGUUACUCUGUAAUAUGAGUAGUAUUUACUAGUGAAUAGUUCCACUUUAUUUUAUAAAAUCUCCAAUUUUGAAAUAAAUGGACAGGCUUCCUUUAUAUAA